Drosophila santomea is the source of this 183-nucleotide messenger RNA. RefSeq lists its product as uncharacterized. The record is from RefSeq and is a predicted model, not a curated record. Lineage: Eukaryota; Metazoa; Arthropoda; Insecta; Diptera; Drosophilidae. The transcript has a single exon. The coding region runs from base 1 to 183 and encodes 60 amino acids.
AUGCUGCACGGUGAUCAAGGUAAACACAAUAUGGCAAAACGAUCUGUGGGAUACGCCCUUAAACGCAGGAACGAUCGUUUUGUGGUCGAGCCAAUUGUUGGAAUCGUGAAUCCAGCCUACGAACCCGAUCUGGGUGGAGAUAUAUCCUCAAACUGUGACAUCAAUCGAAAAUGGCAAGUAUAA